Messenger RNA from Strongylus vulgaris, 1121 nucleotides. The record is from the annotation of a GenBank genome assembly. Lineage: Eukaryota; Metazoa; Nematoda; Chromadorea; Rhabditida; Strongylidae.
AUGCUACAACUUUCCUAGUUCAGAACGACCUAUUGAGGCAUAACUCCCUCAUACCUGACGGUCUUUCACUUAGAGUAAAGGUUGGUCUAUCCUACGCGCUACGCAGUAAUAGCGAAAGUGAAGAUUUGAAAACCAAUGCUGAGAAGUUUGUUCAAGGAUUGGGCCAACUAGCGUUCGCUUCUGUAGAUAAAGAACUCUUCCUGCGCAGGAAUAUGGAUCAGACAGCUGUCACAAAUCAGCGCCAGAAGAUUGAUAAUCUUUCACGCGGUGCUCUUCAGUACAAGGAUUCCAUUGACCUCAAUUCUUAUCGAAGUUUGACAUCGUAUGAUAAGGAUGAUUCCGAUGAUCAAAAGACGGUACCAAUUGUGCGCAUUACUCGAGGUGCAUUCCCUUUCAGUUGUGUUUCUUGUUUUCUUUUUAUUGUAAAUAUUGUCUUUUUGAAACGAUUUGGAUGUGGUGUGGUGCAUCCCACUGUGUCGCACACUUUUCUACCAUCGGGCUGGUCUUGCCUUCUUCAUCUUGAGACCCCUAUAUGCAGCGAGACGGAGCAGUAUUCUUUUCGAGUACGGCUUCACAAACUUUUUAAUCUGCCGCUAUCUGCACCGUGUCUUCGACCUGCUCAGUCCAUCACAUUUGCUCCCACAAAGCUUUUGCGUUCACCGCAUCUUCACAUAAAGAAUUACAAACCACGAGGAGUGGUUUCUACAGUGAAGGGAGACUACAACUACUAUCAUUACAUGCAGGAUGGAUUUGAUGAUGCUGGAUGGGGCUGUGCUUAUCGAAGUUUGCAGUCAAUUUGGAGUUGGUUUAUUCUAAAUGGAUUUACUGACAAACCAGUUCCAACCCAUUUGGAUAUUCAGAAGUGUCUGGUGGAAAUUAAAGACAAGGAAGAGAAGUUCAUUGGCAGCAAACAAUGGAUUGGCAGCACUGAAAUUGGUUUCGUAUUGGAUCAAAUGCUAGGUAUUGAGUCUCGAUAUAUUAUCACAAACUCUGGAAAUGAGGUUCCGGAACGAGCUCGGGAGCUCUUGGUACACUUUCAGACAGUCGGCUCACCCGUUAUGAUAGGUAAUCCCUUCUUAAUAGCGGAUUUUAGCCUAGAAGCCUGUAAAGCUGCAGAUUAG